Molecule: messenger RNA, 1425 nt
Organism: Musa acuminata subsp. malaccensis (wild Malaysian banana)
Lineage: Eukaryota; Viridiplantae; Streptophyta; Magnoliopsida; Zingiberales; Musaceae
Product: tetratricopeptide repeat domain-containing protein PYG7, chloroplastic
Biological process (GO): photosystem I assembly
Cellular component (GO): chloroplast thylakoid membrane
Molecular function (GO): protein binding
Source: RefSeq, a predicted model, not a curated record
GUUCAGAUAACGAGGGUGACGUCUUAUCCAUCCUCUUUCCACCACUACGGUUGGGAGUCCUCUUCGCUCCGCUCUUCGCUUGCAUCGUGAGGGAGGGCUUCGAUCCAUCGACCGAUGGGAACUCUCCCGAGCUCGGCGGCGGUGGCGCUCCUCAACCCCAGUUCUCUACCUCGUCUGCAGCUGGCCGGCGGCGGCUUCCGUUACCGGAGGAACCUCGUCGCGAUCAGAAGGAAUUCGAGACAGAGCUGCUGUUGUGUCUUCAAGGAGAGAAAAGAGAUUCCAGAUGGUGAAGCAACAAUGUGGACCGUAGUCUUGAAGACUGGAAAAGAGUUUACAAGCCUAUCUUCCAAUGAUCAGACUAGAAGCAACACUAAUCUAUUACAAUGGCUAUGUGCACUUUCAUGUGGAGCUACAUCAUGGUUGAGUUCUGUUGAAGUAGCACAAUCGAGCGAAGGAACAAAAAUGGACAUGAUUUAUGAGAUUGGGGAAUUAUUCGAACUGGGAAUCCAGUUGUCGUAUUUGCUUGUGUUAUUAGGUCUUCUUGGAGUUGGGACUUUCUUUGUCAUUCGUCAAGUCCUUGUUCGUCGGGAGCUUGACCUUUCUGCCAAAGAAUUGCAAGAGCAAGUCCGAAGUGGUGAUGCAACAGCAACAGAAUAUUUUGAACUUGGUGCUGUUAUGCUUAGGAGAAAGUUCUACCCAGCAGCUACCAAAUAUUUGUUGCAAGCAAUUGAGAAAUGGGAUAGAGAAGAUCAGGAUCUAGCUCAGGUGUAUAAUGCUCUUGGAGUGAGUUACAUCCGAGAUGACAAACUGGACAAAGGUAUUGCACAAUUCGAGAAGGCAGUGAAGCUUCAACCCGGCUAUGCCACCGCAUGGAACAACCUAGGCGAUGCAUAUGAAAAGAAAAAGGACCUGAGAGCUGCUCUAAAAGCAUUUGAGGAGGUGCUUCUUCUUGAUCCAAACAACAAGAUAGCACGGCCACGACGAGAUGCCUUGAGAGAACGUGUCCGAUUGUACAAGGGAGUCUCAAUCAAAUCAGAAGAGCGAUGAUUCUGUUUCGGUUGCCUGUCAUCACGAUAAUUUAAAUUUUGGUAUCACCAUAAUGCCUUGAGAGAGCAGCAAGUUCAAUCAUGGAAGAAGUCUACUCAUAGGAGUGAUGUGGUUCUCCGUGGCUUGCAUGUAUCAUCGAUGAUCUGAUUUUGAGGACUGAUCUGGCCAAGUAGUUUACCCCUUUAAGGUGAGAAAAUUUAUCGUUUACUCCAAAUGUUGUCAUUAUACUUGUAAUCCUGCCUCGAGUCAUAUCAGAUUUGAGCAUUCCUUAAGCCAAGCUUUGAACUAAGAAUCUUAUUACACCGUGACUAUCUUUUAACUUGCAUUCACUUUGUUCCUCUCUAGGAAAAAAAAAUCAAGAAAUAUGUGAUUGGUUUA